UACGCGUAUAUAUUUGUCAAGUCCCACGUGGGUAUUGCACAUUUUGUAUGUGAGAUUGCAUCAGAUUUCAGAACUUUCGAGAAGCUUUCGUGCCAAGAACGUUUUGACAUCUGCUCUCUCCCGUUUCCGUAAAGGAAGAGAUUUCAUUCGAUCAUAGAACCUUGAGGCAGUUAGAUCUCCCUCUCUCUCUCUCUCUCUCUCUCUCUCUCUCUCUCUCUCUCUCUCUCUCUCUCCCUCGACAUCGAGAUUAUAUUAACGUAACGUACAUUGGUCACUCGUAACUUGUGAGAAUUUCAUAUUUGAUAUUUCUUAGAGUUUACUUAGUACUAUUUAGUUUCUUUUGUGGAAUCUGAACAAACAUUUCGUAACGGCGCCUGGUUUUUGUGAAAGUGUAAUAUACAAGCUGCAGCAAGAGAGAAAGAAAUUGGUAUACCAAGGGAUGGACCUGAAGAUCCUCCUAAGCGCUGUAACUGCAAUGUGCCUGAUUGCUAGGGGCAUCAACGCCGGGAUAAUAUACCAUAGCCCAAGAUUCCAGUGCAUUCCUCCUUCAGUUCAACUUUGGCAACCCACAAUCUACAAUAUUCCCGGGCGCAUUCUCUGUGCCAAUACAUGCUCCCAGAAGAGAUGCUUGUUCUACGAAGUCUCAGCAACGAAUGGGCCUUGCAAGAUCUAUGGCAUAGGAAUGGAAUCGACGAAUUAUUAUGUGAGAACUGAAGCGGCAACACUUCCUCCAGGAGGUCCUCUUCAGGAGAAGGCUAGAUACCGACCAACUUACCCUUUAUCAUCAUUGUCUCCUUCACCCAACGCAGUUGAUGAUGAUGUGCUGAGCUAUUGGGAGAAUGGACCGUUGAAUCCUUGGUGGAUGGUUGACCUCGGAGCUUAUUAUAUGAUCCACUACGUUAACAUCUUGCCAAGACAAGGAUACUACACAUAUCGGUUCCAAAGUGUGGAGGUUCGAGCUGGUCCAGAGUUGAAAACGGACGGAAACUUGACUCAGUGGGAAUUAGUAGGAUUUUACCCAGGUGUCUAUGCAGGUGGGAAUGCUCGUAUUCAGUUCAAUAAUACCCAAGGAGUAUGCGGAAGAUUUCUCUCUGUGCAGCGAAACAACAGCCUGAAUGAUGUGUUAGCUCUUGCUGAUGUUUUGGUUUAUGUUCGCAAGAGUCCAUACAACUAAGAUGCUUAUAAACUGGAAAGGAUGGGAAGGCCAAGAUCAUUCAUUAAAACUAGAUUUAAGGAGCAAUUGGUGUAGUUCGAGGCUUCAGUGGGGAUAAAUACAAGUUAUAUACAACUAAAUUUUUGUUAUCAAGGUAAAUUAUUUUGGUUUAAAAUCUUUUCCAUAAGAUUCUACACAGUACUAUUCACUUUUUUAUUGACUCUAAACAGUUAUUUAUCUAUCUGAAAACCAGUGGAAAUUUUGCAGCAUAGGUUGUCAGUGUUAUGUAUUUUUUUUUAGUUUAUUGUCAGUUACCAUUCUGAAAAUUGCUCUCUUAUUUCUUUAGCAACUGGUAUUAUACUGACAAUUCCCUAUUCUUAUUUUUCCAUACACUAAUAUUUCUACGAUUUUUUUAUUGUUCACUGAUUUUCAAUAUAAGUAAUGUUCACAAAAUAUGGAGAGGUUUUGAAAUACACGAGGUUUUAAUUGGUCGUUGGGUUAUUCAUAAUUUCAAUCAGUGAUCGUUAGCCAAAGAAAUAUAAACAAUUUGGUAUCAAGCCAGGUACAGGUAGCAUUUCCAAACUAGGUGAACUCUUGUUUUAUAUACCAGAACAGCCGAUUUAAAUACAAAAACAACACUCACACCAAACAAGCAAUACCACACGGUGAGGGAUUUUAGGCCAAAAAAAAACAAAAGAAUGUGUCGCAUAAAGUAUCCAAGGGGAUCUUGAAGAGCAGAAUAGAAAAACAUAACUGAAAUGUAUGGAAGACGCAUGAACUGCAAUCAGGUUUUACUAGCUUAUUAAGAACAUGGUGAAAUACUUGUGCAUGAAAUACAUGCACAAGUAAUAAAUGUAGUGGAAAAGAUAUUUACAAAUGACACAACAACUUUGCGUCUUCACAAUACGGAGCAAAUAAAUAAAUAAAUAAAAAAAGUAACAAAUGGCUUAAGACAGAGGUGGAAUGGUUCAACCAUAUUCUUCUUAGUAACUUACCUGAUCAUCGAAAAAUUAGAAGGUACAAAUGAUAUUUAAAGAAUUGUGACACUAUUCUGUGCAGAUGAUGGAUUGAUCCGAGAUAAUUUCUUUGAAGAAAUAACAAAACCCAUAUGAAUUCUUGUUGACAAAGUUAGUGGUGUGGCCCAAAUAUAAAUAAAGACAAAAACAAUAUAUCAAUAUUCGACGGCUAGUACAGUAGAGAUAACGUAGAAAACCUUCCGUGCAUUGAAGGAACAGGAAAUAGUCAAGCAAAUAAGAAAUCUUGGUGUAAAAAUCAACAACACAAAAGACUGCUACAGAGGAUGAAUAAAAAGUGCCCCAGAUGAAAGAAAAAGAGAUUGAAAACAUGGCUAAUGCAGUCAUUAGUAAAAGUUGCAGCAAAGAGAUGAUAGGGAAGUUGUACUGAAAGGGGGUUAGCAAUGCCAUCAUCCAUGUAUGCCAUGGGAGUAUUGAAUCUCAGCAAGAAAGAAGGAAAUAAAGUGCAAAAAAAUAAUCAAAUGUACCGUACAAUAUUGAAAGUACCAAGAAACAUAGCAAGUUGGGUUUUAAGAUCUGAAAUUGGGGCCUCUUCCUACCACUCGAGGUAUCUGAAGAAUUUGAAAGUGGUGGAAAUAGGCUCCUAAAUUAAAUAACCGUAGACCAAUAUGAAAAUAUUUUAAAAAUUGGCUUCUGCAAAUAAAAGAGAAAUCUAAAAGAAUUAAACUUGAACUUAAGCAAAACUGAAGCGGUUAAAAGAGAAACUUGCGAAUAAGUGAAUCCGUGAAUCCUGAAAUAUUUGGAGAUCCACUGAAUAUGAAUAUAUAUAUAUAUAAUUCAUAAUAUGCCUAUAUAAUUCAUAA
Messenger RNA from Macrobrachium nipponense, 2990 nucleotides. RefSeq lists its product as uncharacterized. The transcript is spliced from 5 exons. Bases 440 to 1174 code for a protein of 244 amino acids. NCBI's taxonomy places the organism in Eukaryota, Metazoa, Arthropoda, Malacostraca, Decapoda, Palaemonidae. The record is from RefSeq and is a predicted model, not a curated record.